This is a messenger RNA of Acaulospora morrowiae, 330 nucleotides long. Lineage: Eukaryota; Fungi; Glomeromycota; Glomeromycetes; Diversisporales; Acaulosporaceae. The record is from the annotation of a GenBank genome assembly.
UCGUGUUUAUGCUAUAUUCUUGUGCAGGAGAAGUUGCUCCGGAUGGAGCGUUUAGUAAAAGAAUUAUAUUUUGAGAACAUGCGAGGCAAACAGCCAUGGAUGGAGGCGCGACCAGUACUAGCUGACGUUUUAAGAACAAGACUCGCGUUAACAAGAGAAGUGUCUACUGCUGAAAUUGUAAUACCCCAAUUUGUCAAAAAACCUACCUCAAUAUGCUGGGCAUUGGCCGAUGCCGCAGUGAAAACCAAGAUGGUUAUCGAUAAAGAUGUGGCUACCGCAGUGAAAAAUUUUCUCUUAAACUAUGUCGAAGUCCACGGCUUGCCUAGCCCA